CUUCCACCUGAACGGCUUCAGCGCCCUCCAACUGAUCACGUCAGUCACAAUAUCCUGUAGCGUACAAUGGCCUCGGUGGGCGGGCAAAACACCCCCAGUCUGGGUGUCCCUAUUGACAGGGCAGAAUCACCCUCAGAUACUAUACGCACUGUUAGAAAUCAAGAUUCUAAGACGAGACUGGCCACGGUUUCUGACACCACAACCAACAAGCGACGCAAGUGGAACUGGACGAAAUUCUUUACCGGAAAGGAUAGAGGCAUUUUUUUCGUCGGACUAGUGUUGAUCACCUUGCCCUGCGUUUUAUUUUCCGUCUUUGUAAUCCCGCAGUUCAGUCAGGGCUCUGCAGCGGUGAUCGCAGUGUUUGUAUGGAUUUGGGCAGUUACGAAGGCUUCAAUGUUUCGCACCAGCUUCAGUGAUCCUGGAUAUCUCCCCAAGAACUUAGAGCCUGAGCCUCAAGUUACCGCCGAUUCAACAGGUGCCUUUGAGCCCCACCCACCCGCACCGUCCCAUACAUAUCAACCCACAAAUAUCGGGCAGUCCAGCGUCUCUUACCCCCCCGGUUCGUUACCUCAGCCACAAACUUCCUCAACAUCACUUCCCCGGAGUUAUCCUUUCAUUACACCGAGUAACGCUGCACAGCGUACGGCAAUAUAUUCACCAGAACCUCGUAUAGUGCAGAUUGGCCACACCUCGAUGACGUUAAAAUACUGCACAACCUGCCACGUUUGGCGGCCAGCUCGAGCUAGUCAUUGCAGUUCAUGCGAUCGUUGCGUGAAUAAUCACGACCACCACUGCCCGUGGAUGGCCAACUGUGUGGGAAAGAGGAAUUAUCGCUACUUCUAUUCGUUUCUAUGCAGUUGUUCUGCCCUGGCACUAUAUAUUUUUGCGUUUAGUCUUGCCGGGCUACUUAAAACUUCUCGAGAUGGAACAAGGAGUGACAACAGCGAAGAAGGUGGUUUCUUGUGGGCGAUACGUCGCGAACCGGUGAAUCUGGUGCUCAUGGUGUAUUGCUUUCUCAUUGGGUGGUCGGUAGUUGGAAUGUCGUGUUAUCAUACGUUCAUAAGUUGUAACGGAGUUACCACACAUGAGCAACUUAAGCAGCAUGUACACGAGCAAACAAUGCUGCACGGGAGAUCAUCACGUGGGAAUGAGGAGCCGAGCCUGUAUCCUUUCUCGCGGGGUAGCGGUUGGAAGAAUUGGAGCUGGCUCUUAUGCCGGACGGCAGAACCAAGUUAUGAUGCCAUGGAUCUGGAGUCGAGUCAAGUCCAUCGUCUAUCGAUACAUCCUGAGCCAGUAACAUCAUCCGACACCCACGCACAUACCUAGUUUUAUAUUUUAAGUACUGCAGCGCUGAUUGGACGGAAAACCAUGGCCACAGACGAGAGCUACAUAAUGCGUUAUCAACAAUGCAGAAAGAGUUGUAAAGUACUAGGGUAAAAACCUCCCUCUUAGGCCAAGUUGCUUCAUGUCCACAGUCUGAAGAGGGAAGGUUGUCGUACAUGGUGUGAUGCACCCAGAAUUGUCAGAACAAUGAAUAGUAUGCGGUACAUAAAUGUCUGGAUAAACAAAGAUACGUGAACAUCC
Spizellomyces punctatus DAOM BR117 is the source of this 1584-nucleotide messenger RNA. RefSeq lists its product as uncharacterized. Bases 67 to 1326 code for a protein of 419 amino acids. The record is from RefSeq and is a predicted model, not a curated record. Gene Ontology annotation, cellular component: endoplasmic reticulum; Golgi apparatus. The transcript has 5 exons. Gene Ontology annotation, biological process: peptidyl-L-cysteine S-palmitoylation; protein targeting to membrane. Gene Ontology annotation, molecular function: protein-cysteine S-palmitoyltransferase activity. Lineage: Eukaryota; Fungi; Chytridiomycota; Chytridiomycetes; Spizellomycetales; Spizellomycetaceae.